UGUCACUCAGCACCACUCACAAGUCACCAACAUUCUGCAGUCUUUAUGUUGCCCUUCCGGGGUCAACACCAAACCCUCCUAUUCAUUGAAAAAGGCGGUGGAUAUCAUUGGAUAAAUCCUGAUUGGUCAGUGGUUAAAAAGCAAUGAGCGGUUGUGAGAUUUUGGGAGCUGUGGCUGCAGCGAUGCAGCUUAUAUGCAUUGCCACGACUAUUGGUCAGUCAAUAAUUGACUUCCCUGAGAAAUUGAGUCAACUAUCAAACCGCAUAAGAUGUUCCAUUGAACAACUCCAGUUGCUUCGGAAUGCGUUACAGGAUAUUAAAAAAAACCGGCAGCUUCACACUCGGUUCUUCAGUAUCCAGGUGCAAACGAUAUCCACCAAAGUGACUACGCUCAACAAUCUCCUCGAAGAUACGUACUCUAAACUUAAACGGCCGAGGGUGAAAAGGCUCGUCUUCAUUUUGACCAUAAAGAAGGUGGAGAAGCUCAUAAACGAGAACUUCGCGGCUCUAGAAAGCGACAAGAGCAAUCUAUCACUAUACAUCAUGAGCUCCUGUAGGGAAGCUCUAACUUCUCUCCAGAACCCGGCCGAAUCACCCAUUGUAGUUAGGGACCGUAUGCAGAAGGUUGAAACUCCUGAGGACAUUACAAUGAAGGACGGUAUCAUGGAGAGCAGUGCUCCAUGCCGUUGCUUUUUCAACCAUACUGAGCAUCCUGCAUCCAUCAUUAUGUCAAAGAAGCAAAUCCUAUCUACCGAGGAGGAAAUGAAAUUUCAAAGGUCGAUACCGAAUUCGGGACAAAACACUUCCUCCACACCUCACAUAAACGGAGGAAAUGAAAAAAAGGAGUCUGGCAUCCGAUCUAGCGUUAGCCGUAAUGUGAUACGAAAUUCUAGGAAUGUCCUCAUUGGAGGCACCAACGGUCACAACGUCGACGCCGACGAGAAUGAGGUGACCGACACUGAUAGAGUGCUACUCGGGACAUUCGAUUCAAACACAACAACUACAUUUGCGGCUUCUACGUCACCAGACCAGAUGGAUUGGACUUCGAGUUGCUAGCGGUGUAGGGUGAGGGGCUACAGCAGCUCAUUUCACCUUUCACCAGGUAUAAAACGUCACUACUCUAGGGCUUUUUUGACACGUUUCGAGGUUUCAUGGGGUAAUGGAGGCAGGAGGUCAAGUCUCAAGGACCGAAAGCAUCUUCAACUAUGUGGUAUUAGUUAAGAGGGUUUCACAGCUGGGUAACUAUCAUUAGCUAUAUCGCGAUUGGCGUAGCAGUCCACAUGUGGAACUUGACUAUUUACUCCAAAGUGAAAAUUGCAUAAAACCGGG
Lindgomyces ingoldianus is the source of this 1328-nucleotide messenger RNA. RefSeq lists its product as uncharacterized. Bases 144 to 1055 code for a protein of 303 amino acids. The transcript has 3 exons. NCBI's taxonomy places the organism in Eukaryota, Fungi, Ascomycota, Dothideomycetes, Pleosporales, Lindgomycetaceae. The record is from RefSeq and is a predicted model, not a curated record.